UGCGUUCAACGCAACGGAAGUUGCCAGGUUGGCGAUUAUUCAAUCAGAAAUGUGCGAUAACUACACCCCUUGCGGAAAACCGAUACUUGGUACAUCCAGUUGGAAGAAUCAGACCUUUGUCAAUGGGUCGACGUUAAAUUUGUCUCAACAAAAAACGUGCUGCGAAAAGUGCUCAUGUGAUGCAUCUUCUUGCGCCAUGAAGGGAACGUGUUGCCCCGAUAUUUUGGACAAAGUUGACAUGGCUGAUAUGAACUUCUUAUCAUGUGAGGCGGCACAGAUGCGAAAAAAAGAUUGGCCUGGAAAAAACUACUACUACAUGCGCACAAAAUGUCAUCCCAACUAUGAGAAAUCUAAUCCGAGCUCCGAAGUGAUUACAUUGUGCAUAAACAGACCGGAAAACAAGUUGGAGUCAAAUGUUCCAGUUCUUGACACACGCACCAAUGUCACAUACGCCAACAAAUAUUGUGCGCAAUGUAAUAUUGCGACCGACCACGAUGGAACCUUUUCAAACAUAGUUGGUGAUUUAGUUGUUUGGGAUUCUAUCUUACAAUGCCAACAUUCCAACGAAGCAAUUGCAAUUUUCGAAGCAUAUGAUCAGGACAGUUUUAUUAAAGCCAUCUUGCAGUCGACAUCUUGCAACGUGAUAUACACACCCAAACCUGGCAUAAUAGGGCACGAAACUGCUUGCCGUGUUCCGCAAAUCGCCAAAUGCAACGAUACUGGUGAUAUUGUUAAAUAUGAUCCACUAAUAAAAAAGGCAUGCGAUGGAUUUACGUCUAUUUUUUACAGAGAGUUUAAGAAUGUUUUCUGUUUUCUGUGCAAUACAAACACUAUAUAUUAUCCUACUUGUCCUCUCUUCCCCUCAAUAAUUUUUUGGGGAACGAGCCAGUUGUUUCCCGAGUUUUCUACGUUGUUGGCGUUCAACACAGAGACAGACGAACCCACACCUAAUGCGCUCCAGUCACCAGGAUGCUCGUCUGGACAAGUGUACGACAAAUAUGAGAAAACCUGUCGGGGCAUAUUCUGCCGAUUCCCGAAACGAUUAAAUGGCAGUUCAUGUGCAAACGCGGUGGAAACAAUUGGCGGCGUGUCCUACGUAGCGUAUCUAAAACUUACACCCAAAACAGCACUGCAUAACGAUCGUAUUGACCAAUUGGUGAUGUUGCUUCAAAACAAGAUAGAAGAAAUGCUUCACCACUGGGAACUCUAUGGAGCAGUGUACAGUUUUACAAUACUGUAUAACUUAAACGAAAACAAUACCGAGUCAACAACAAAUGAUAUACCAACAUUUCCAUCUGAUAAGCCUCAUUUUCUAUCCGAUCUAACUACACCUCCUCAUAUUGCACCUUCGUCUCCAUCCGAUGUACCUCAAUAUCCAACCGAUACUCCAAUAUUUGAACCUGGUGACCCCACAUUUACACCUGGUGGUAGGGUAAAGUCAGAAACUAUUGAUUAUUUCCUUGUGAGAAUUAAAAUAAAGUUACAGACUAGGAUGUUCAGACCAAAGUUUAGCGUUACCUCCUUGGAUAAGGCCCUUGAGUAUGACGAAACAAGCGUCAUUCUAAUAUCGAAUACUGAGAAUAUAACAUUUUAUCUUGAAUUCGUAGAUUUCUUCAGUUCAGAUGCUUCAAAUAGGUUCAACGUCAUUAUGUUUGAUCCAGUUUCUAACAAAGUCUUGAGUCAAGUUGUUACUACAUUUGAUGAUCUAUUAAGCGAAGUGGACGUCGACAAUACAAUCGAUACUAUCCUCACCGCUAGAUUUAAAUGCCCACUAAUAAGUUUAAAUUUAACGGAAAUACAUCCAAUCGGAAAUAAUUCAUUUCGACUGAAAAACGGUGCAGUGAUUGACAGAAAAUACGUUAAUUACGGACGAAACCAGAAAACUUACAAUCUUCAAACGUUCGAAAUAUGUUGGAAUAUUUAUCAAAAUUCUUACAACGAUAGCAAUGAUCGACUGACUAAGUACACAGCAGAUAAAAAAACAGUGACUGCGACAGGCAUAUUGAGUCUUGUAUGCAUGAUAAUAUCUGUCACGUGUCUGUUGAUUACAUUGAUGACAUAUUGCUUGUUCCAGGAGCUACGCACACAGCCUGGUAUUAAUAACAUGGGGCUAGUGACCAGCCUGAUAGUCGCGCAGGUUUUAUUUCAGUUUGGCAAGGGACAACAUCAAUAUGUACCUUCAUGGACAUGUGAGCUCAUUGGAGCUCUUAUUCAUUUCUUCUGGCUUCUAGUAAUCUUCUGGAUGAACGUCUGUUGUUGGCAUAUGUUCUGCGUAUUCAAUCGCUUAAGCGUUCAGUCAUCCAAACAAAGUCCUGUUUGGAAAACCUUCAUAUACACUAUAUACACCUUUAUUGGAUCGCUGCUAUGUGUAGCAAUCAACAUAAUCGUGGUCGUCGUGGAUACAGACAAUGAGAAAGUAGGCUAUGGAGACGGAACUUGUUAUAUUUCUAGGCCGGAAAUGGUGGGAUAUACGUUCGCGUUACCAGUUUUUAUUAUACUUGUAGCGAACAUUGCCAUGUUUUGCGUAGUGAUUUUGAAGGUUAAAAGGACUACUUCCCAUGUAAUUACAUCAGCCAAAUCAAAUGUCAAUUACGUAACAAUAUUUGCAAAGCUUGCUACGCUGGUCGGUCUAUCAUGGAUUUUCGGAUUCAUCUACACAUAUACGGGAAAAGAAGUGUUUGAAUAUUUGUUUAUCAUAUUAUCAAAUGGACAAGGCGUGUUUAUAUUCAUGGCUUUUAUUUGCAGAAAACGUGUAUAUCAUUUAUACAAAGAAAAAUUAUAUAACCGGACUUUAAAAAAUAAACGAACACAACUUUCGUCAAACUCAAGGACCCCGACGACCAGCAUAUAGAUGAAACUGUAAUUAGUAUUAACGCACUAUAUCAGAAUUGCAACUCUUUAUGCAAAAAGGUGUAUGUUUACACUUAUAUCUAUAAAAACAAAUAUGAUUAUUAGGUAGGUAAACUUUUAUUUUAAGUUCAACAACAUUUCAUUUAUUUAUUUCUAUAAAAAAGAUAUGCAAAUACAUGCCAAAAGCCUCCAUAACACUAUUUAACAUGCUUUUCUGAGCUAACUUUUUGACAAAUUAAUAUUGCAAAUUCGAUCAACAGAACAUUUAAUGACUAUUAUCUAGUUAGUAAAAUGAUCGAAACAAAAAAAAGAGCCUGGAAUACCGAAAUAGUGUUUAAGGUUUACACAAAAAUGUUCCGUCGUUUUAAUGAAAUCAACUGUUUACGCCAUAUGUGUCGUUCGUUACAUUCUUCAGUCUAUCAUACCUACGUUUAAAUAGUUUUCCCCAUAUUAUACUGCAUUUACUGCUGAUGAACAGUGUGGCUUUUCAGUCCUAGUAACAUAUUUAUAUCCAUCUUUGCAGAUGAUAAGACGUGUGUUAAAGUGACUCAGUUGAGUGUUAUAAUAUCACCUCGUUUUGUACACUAACAUGUUUCUUAUAUUACGACUUCUUUUCGUAUAAUGCCAUGCUUGUUAUAUAUCACUUCAAUUUGUAUAAUGCCAUGUUUUUAUAGCCUCACUUUUAUUUACAUAAUGCCAUGCUUUGUAUAGUAUCAAUUGUAUUUGCAUAUUAUCACAUUUAUAAUAUCACUUUCAUUUGUAUAAUGCCAUGUUUGUUAUGUAUCACUUCUAUUUGUAAACAGCAAUUUGUACAAAUAAACACGACGAUAUAAAACUGCACAUGUGGCAUGUGUGAUCAAUUGAAAUUACAUUGUAUUCAUUUCUUUAAACGUCAUUCUUUUGUUUUGUGGAUCAUACUACUAAUUUAAGUAAUUUUAUGCCUAAGAACGAAUUAGUUUGAAUGGGAUACUGGAGUCACAAUGUUUGUUGGUAUAACGGCUGACUGGUCCGUUGGUAGGAUGGUUGUAUGGUUGAUUGGUUGUUAAGUUGGUUAUUUAAUUGGU
Molecule: messenger RNA, 3914 nt
Organism: Dreissena polymorpha
Lineage: Eukaryota; Metazoa; Mollusca; Bivalvia; Myida; Dreissenidae
Exons: 3
Coding region: 50-2851 (933 amino acids)
Biological process (GO): G protein-coupled receptor signaling pathway; cell surface receptor signaling pathway
Cellular component (GO): membrane
Molecular function (GO): G protein-coupled receptor activity
Source: RefSeq, a predicted model, not a curated record